Messenger RNA from Asterias rubens (European starfish), 6824 nucleotides. Its product is annotated as rho GTPase-activating protein 6-like. Bases 30 to 2276 code for a protein of 748 amino acids. The record is from RefSeq and is a predicted model, not a curated record. Gene Ontology annotation, biological process: signal transduction. The transcript is spliced from 9 exons. NCBI's taxonomy places the organism in Eukaryota, Metazoa, Echinodermata, Asteroidea, Forcipulatida, Asteriidae.
GCUGCAGAUGGCACAGUGUAAGUGGUCGUAUGGUGACGUUAUCACUGACAACGUUGUUGCAGCUAUCUGAGCUGGAGAGACGUCAGCUUCAGAAGGUUGCUCACCAGAGACUGCAGAAUAUGCACCUUGGACCCAUCAUCGUACCAAAAGAUCCUCUGACCAAACGGCCAAAGAAGGGAAGUUUCCUGAGAGGCAAGCAUCGAAACAACAGUGUACUGGAUAGCUUCAAGGACAUCGAGUCUGGUACCCCGUUAGUCUUUGGCAUCCCAUUAGAGAAAUGUAUCAGCAACGAGCAGGGUCUUAAACGCUACCACUCAACUAGACGGAAAGAACGCCGGGAAAGUCUUGACUUGGCCCAGUCCCCUCUAUUGGUUCGACAACAAGGGAAGCAACAGUUUAAGGGAUCUGCAGAGGACAUCUCAAGCAUCGCUGCCUCUUCCUCCAGUUCCUCUUCUACCUCAACCUCCCUCCUGGACGCCCUGUCCCUGUCCACAAGCACCCAGGUAGAGGCCCAGCGUAGAGAGAGGCGUAAGAGCUUACUCCCCCAGGAACCCAAGGUACCGCAGGUCGUCAAAGCUUGCUUCAACCACAUAGAGAAGCAGGGACUCCACAUUCUGGGUAUCUUUAGGAUUGGCGGCUCCAAGAAACGAACAAGACAGCUGCGUGAAGAUUUUGAUGCAGGAACGGAGAUUGGUAUGAACGAGAGUAACAACCCUCACGAUGUCGGGGCGCUGCUCAAGGAAUUCUUCCGUGACCUACCGGAGCCUCUGCUGACGAGAGAGCUGUAUCCCACGUUCGUUGCUUGUACCAGGUUAGAUAACAUGGAGCAGAGGUUGAGGGCGCUACAGCUCCUGGUGUACCUCCUCCCGACAGCCAAUCGUGACACCCUAUUUGCUCUGCUGGACUUCCUCAAUAAAGUUGCCAUUAACGCAUUCGACACCGUCGAUGAAGACGGAAAUGAGGUUCUAGGCAACAAGAUGGACACCCAUAAUUUGGCGACGUUGUUUGGCCCAAACAUUCUGCGGAAGACAAAAGGGGGUCAGGAGCGGGAUGCACAUGCCAUUCAGGAAGCCUCUGAGCAGGUAGAGGAGAGCAGAGAGGUCAUAAGUGUGGUGCAAACUAUGGCUGAAAAUAAGGAUGUUAUAUUUCAGGUGCCUGCAGAAAUCCAGGAUAGUGUUUUGAGGAUUGCCUACGAAACAGAUCCUGAAGCCCUGGACUAUCUUCUGACAAAGAGGGCAGUAGCACUCGGGUGUAUUGAGCCAGGUGAGAUGGAGUCCAGCUUCGUUGAUGAUGGGGGCUCCCAUAGCUCCUCACCCCCAUGCACACCAGAGGAAAUCCUCAUGCCAUUCCAUGCCCUCCAUGGACAUGAACAACGACUCUUCAGCUCUCCAGAUGAUCUCUACACAUGCCGGAAUAAGUCAUCAGAGUUCAACGAGGAACCAAGUCAAAUGAGCAGGGAACAGAUGCUGCAGUCCAAACAGAAGUCUAUGUCUUUGCCUCGAGCGGCACCAAUCAUCGACAGCCGCUUCCCGAGCAGCCCCAAAAUUGCACGGACAGGUUGUGAGGACCGGCUGAGCACCCCAGUGCCGUCGCAGCCGGAAAGGGGCAGCGUUGUCAUAACAGGUGCCAAGAACAAACGAGGGCGACACAGCAGCGAGAAUCUAGACGAGAACUCACAGUGGGGGACGGACUCCUCAUCUUCCUCAACGAUAUCCCCACCGACGAGACUCACUCGCGGAAUCUCCAACGAGAAACAGGUGUUCUCCCCGCUGUCGCCGCACUCGCCUCGCCGUAUAUCCGGCCCGGUUUCCCCCCUCGUAGGCCACCCACCCGAGAGACAAUUUAGCUCACCGGCAAACAUGGAGGGAGGUGGCGGAACCCUCUCCCCGAAUUUAGAUCUUUCCUAUCAGUCGAGGAGUCCUAGAACGGUACGCAAGCAUGCAUCGGAUCUCUUACCGACUCCUUGGAAGGUUAACGAUGAUGCGUCGGAGCAAAUAUGGCUGCCUGUUGACGGCAGAAGGACACAGAGUGUCUCGGACGGCAACAGACCGACCCGGCCAUGUGCAAUCUCCCCCUGUAUACAACGGCGCGCGUCACCAAAGUCUCCGCAACUGAGGAUUGCCAAAGUACCAAUUGCUGCCAUGGAGGAAGACUUUGAUAUGGAUUUACCUGUGGAGAAAGCGACAAGUCCGACAAGUCCAACCAGCCCAGAGAAAGUCGGCGAUCAAUGGCAAGGCAAGUGGAAAACAAAGGAAGGCCAGGAGACAUUAGUUUGAGGACGAGAGACGAGAAGAGAUUGAAAAAAAGAAAAACUAUCUUUCCAAUUGACACAUCUGACGGAAACUACUGUUUUUUUAAUGCGACACUAUGUGUUGACUAAAAGGAAUUGAGACGCUGGCCUUUAAGGCUGACACAGACAGACUUGGACGAAGAUGAAAAAAUUCUGUCUUUUUACAUUUCAGCCAGCAUAAUUUUGAUCAAACCAAUUUGUUUGACUGGUUGAUUAUAAGAAGGGGUUGCACGCCUUUCAGCCAAUAUUUAACGAAAAUGGAGGUCCAAUCACAAAUUCUUUCAAUUGUGAAAACCAUGAGGGGAAAUCAAGUCAAAAACUAAAUUUUUUUUUUUCAUUUUGAGAGUUUUUUGUAUAUAUCGAUCAACUACUUCCCAGACAAAACCAUUUCAAACCUUGAAACACAUCAGAUAUUGCCCAUUAUCGCAAAGCCGAUUUCGAACUUCUCUUGAGUUAAAGUGAGAGCAGGGUUAAUUUCUUGACAUUAGCAAUGCUGUUCAGAGCAUUAACAAGAAAAAAAGGUCUUGCCUUGAAUGAUGUCCUCAAACCAAGCAAGGCAGAAAUGCUUAAUUGGAGGCUAACUUUGAGGACAAACGCCUAGUCAAUUUGCUCAAGUUGCCUCGGCAAAAACCUUUGAUGUUUGUUCCCUUGCUGGUUCCACUUGAGGUACAAAAUAACCUCAUGGUAACGUUCUUUCUGUUUUCGAUUAUAAAUCUCUGACCGAAAUAUCGGUAACUUCAAAUUCACCUCUUUCACAUUUUUGGAUUCACUCCGUUGGGAUGUGAGUCAUGUUUCAGUAUUUGUAUAUUGUAAUAUUUACACUGUGAUGUUUUCAAACAUAAAUUAUAUUUCUGCACCAUUUGUAUAGAAAUACUUUACCAUUAGUAAAGUAUCACACUGAGGAUGGAAGUUCUGCCAGGACUUGAAUAGCAUAAAGUGCACAAUUCCACUAAGCAGAAACGGGCAACUGAGUCGUACUGCCUUUGUACUGCUUUUCGACCAGUUUCCAAGAUAGCUUAUUGCUUAGCAGAGAAAGUUGUCGCUAAGCAGCUUCAUCACCUGAAACAUCUUUGUACCUGAUUCUUGCUGUUUUAUGGUAAGCAUCGUUGAUGUUGUAAAAAAAUGGGAAGCAGUCGCCACGACUGCCGAUGCCAAUCUUCAAAUUUAAAUUAUUGUGUAAUUAUAAAUGGCCAAGCGAGGGAGUCAUUUCUAGGAGUUUUUGUGAGCUUCAUUUUGAAGAAGAGAAAACAAAGUUGGAAAAAUGAAAAUGGUUGUCCAGAAAAAAGUGUGAAACAAGCGGUCCUCUUACACAAACAGAGGUUUUAGGCAGCAACAAAUUUGAGUUGCCGAAAUAGUUAACCUCUUUUUUGAAGUCUCCAGUGACUUGAGUGUGAACUUAACUUGAGAUUUGUUUCUCAAACAUAAUUCUUGAAUCCAAUUUUGGCAACCACUAAAUGUUCUCUUAAAAGGAAAUGUUAUUUCACACACUUAGACCCUGUUGUUAAAUGUUUUUAACCAUCAGUCAAAAUGUGUAUUAGCCAAGGUAUGGAGUGAACAAAAUGUGUAAUUGACUGAACAGAGGUGCAAGAACUUGUAACUUGUCUGCCUUUUAAUACACUUAGUUUGGGUUCAUUGGGCCAGUGUGCAACCUAUCAAGCUGCUAUCAGCAAUUUUGGUGAUGAGUUGAAUUUAUUUGUAAUGUCUGGUACCUGGUAGAUUACAAAUGAACACUCGGUUUGAAAUUCCUCAGACAACAUUGCUGCAAAAUGUAGAGCAAGUUUUGAAAUACCCAAAACACAAGGGUACCAAGUAUGACCAAUCUUGAGGUUGCAAAACACUACUGAAUAUGUGUCUGUAAUAUUAGGACCAAUGAGAGACUUUAGAAUGCUAGGUGGCAGCAGACUAACCAGGUAAAUUUCCGUUGUUUACGUAGAUCUGAGCAUGUGCCCAUUACCAAGAACAAAGAAAUUACCUGGUAAGUCUGCUGCCACCUAGCAAUGCACUGGCGCUCACUGGCCCAGCCUCUGAAUGUUUCAAAUAACCACUUGUGAUUACAGCACUAUCAUUGAACGUUGUUCUCACAGACCGCAAGAUUUCAGUCAGUUUUACAUCCGCUCACUCCAAUCAGUUUCCAAGACACCACUAUUGUGAGGUUGGUUGGUAUCCAGACAUCAGCCAAGCUGCUUCUUGUAAACCAUGAUUGAGAACCAAUACACUGGGGCUCAAUAUCAUUAGUGGCUCAUUGCUUAAUGCAGCGUUCUUUCUGGUAAAAUCACAAUAUUCUGGCAAACAAGUUAUAUGCUGGCAGUUGCAAUUGGUUGAGACACUAAAAGCUCAUCAAAGGACUGAAAUUCAUCUGUGCUAGACAGAGUUAAAAAUGAACGAAAAGUAUGAAAGAAAGCAAUGUAAAAACAAAAUUACUAUUGAAAGUGAGCUUUCAGUCACUUCAUUCCUGCAUCAAAGUAAAUAGAGCCAUGGUAUUGGGCUUCAAACGAGCUUGAGAAAAAAACAAUACCUCAUAUUGUUUUAUAUAUUUAAAUGAAAUGAACCUGUGACAGUGACAGUCUAUGACACUGACCGUGACUAACAUUACAUUAAUGGUAACACUGUUACCUACAUAUGGGUAAUAAAGUCACCGUUGGUUACAAAGUCUGUUUAUAUUAUUAUCUUUGUAUAAAUUAUUACAUAUUAUUAUUAUAUAACAAAAAUUAUAGAUAUAUUAUCUUAAAUGCAGAACAGUAACUCAGUAUUAUUGUUCAUAUGAAAUAAUGUAAAGUGUACCUGUUUACGAAAAUGUGUUUUAAAAUGUAAUUGUAGGAUAUACACAAUAUGUGACUAGCUGUACAGAAGUUUAGAUAAAUGCAAGUUUCUUUAACUGAUGAUGUUGUAUGUAUUAACCAUGGUUGCCAAAAGUCAAACGAGUGUACAUCGUGGAGCUGAGCACAAAACACACAGUCAACCUAAAGUGUUGUUCACACGACAGCAAUUUAACAGGGGUCCCUUGCUAAAAUUUAGCAUGGUUGUAAAAUGUAGCAAGGUAUGAAAAGAUUUUACAAGAUUUUUAAAGCCACUUCUUCUAACAACUUCCAUAAACCAGAAAUCAUGAGUCAAAUGCUUAGGAAAAAUAUCAAUAAUAAGAAAACACCGAAAAACAUUCACUGUACACCUUUAAAUUCUGAGGCAGUGCUAGUCUUGUCUUACUGUUGUGCAAAAAUAGAAGUUCCUGUGAAAAAUAAAUCACUGAAUAAGUGUGAUUGUUUUGACUGUGGUCCAAGCCAAUUACCAAGGGGUGGUAAUGUCACAGCUUUGGGUGUUGAUAAUUUCAGGAAUUGCAUAUUCCAUCACAGCUCUAUUAUGUAUAAGCGUAGACACGCAGUGGUGCCGCAAAUUUUUGCAUAAUCACGCUCCACAGCCAGUGCAGUGUAAGGCUGGAGACCUGAACUGAUUCAUUAUGUUCUAAGAUACACCUGCAAUAUAAAGCUCAUCAUGUAACUCAACCCCCCCCCCCAUCCUCCGCCAUCAGUCUCUUUAUCUCCUUGUGCAAUCUGAAUACUGAAUAUGGUUAGGCCAAAUACAAAAAAAAACACGUUAAGCGUCCUGCUUUUUUGAUAAAAGGAAGGAGGAAGGCCUUUUUUUAGCUUGGCAAUUUUUCAAAACUUAUUUUUUUGUCUAAGAUCAUUAAAAUGUAUCCUUAAUUCGUAGAAGGAAAAAGACAAAAAAGAGGCAGCCUCUGGAAAGGAAGCAGGCGGGGAUACUUAACAUGUUUUUGUUAUUUUGCCUUCGAACAUGAAUAGUGUAUACGUGCCAUGUGUGCAACAAUUCAUGGCUGCCUGCCCCCGUCGUGUAGAGGUAUCGAUUGUGAAUGAGUCAAGUUAUUUGAUUUGAGUGAUGGGCAUGACACAGGUGCUCUGUUGCAAUGUCAAGGUGGCUGAAGCAAACAAAAAUGAAAAGGGAAGAGUUCACCAGAUGCUAGAUCUCUUACGACAAAUACUUUUAUUUAAAAAAAAAAUAUAAAAUGAGGAACAACACAACUUUAAAGAAAACAUGCUUUCUAGUUUGAUCAUUCACAGGGAAAUCAAAAUAAAUCUAAAUCUAAAUCUGGCAGCUUUAGCACAUGGUAAUUCAACACAUUUGGACUUGAUAAAAUAUGCGUUGGCUAAUUGCAACAAUAGAUAAUUGUUAACAAUCUUUAGCUGCUUAAAAAGUCAGUACUCUUUUGGAAAAUUUUCAGCACAGAGCAUUUCAUGUUGGAUUAUAAAGCAUUUUCUUAUCAAUGUAGAAGAAAAAAAGUCACUUUCAUAACGUAAAUUGAUAAAUUUCAAUUCCUUUUUAAAACUUCAGGGUUACAGUCAUGUCAAGUAGUAAAACAGUACUAAUGUGAGAUAUUCACAUUGUUUAGCAUGCAGAAAUGUACUUCUAUUUUUCCUGCAGGAACAAUUUUGAGUUUGCAGGUCAAACAGUCACUUUUAAUAAUAUUUGUGUAACACAGAAGUUUUAAUUGUAUUUAAUGAGAGACAAUCAAUAUUAUUUUGGU